Homalodisca vitripennis (glassy-winged sharpshooter) is the source of this 981-nucleotide messenger RNA. RefSeq lists its product as uncharacterized. The transcript has a single exon. The record is from RefSeq and is a predicted model, not a curated record. The annotation marks the transcript as partial. Lineage: Eukaryota; Metazoa; Arthropoda; Insecta; Hemiptera; Cicadellidae.
AAACCGAUUCCUAUCUCCUCUUCCUCCCCAAUUUCUUCCUCUUCCUCCAUCUCCUCCUCUUCCUCCUCCCCCCCAUCCUCCUCUUCCUCCCCUUCCUCCUUCUCCUCUUCCCAUUCCUCCUCCUCUUCCCAUUCCUCCUCCUCCUUCCCAUCCUCCUCCUCCCAACCAUCCUCCACCCUCCCAUCCUCCUCCCUCCCAUCCUCCACCCUCCCAUCCUCCUCCCUCCCAUCCUCUACCUAUCAACAAUCCUCCUCCUCCUCCUUCUCCCAACAAUCCUCUUCCUCCUCCUUCUCCCAACAAUCCUCCACCUCCUCCUCCCCUUCCUCCUCCCUCCCAUCCUCCUCCUCCCAUUCUUCCUUCUCCUCUUCCCCUUCCUUGAUCUCCUCCUAUUCCCCUUCCUCUUCCUCCUCUUCCCAUUCCUCCUCCUCUUUCCCUUCCUCCCCUCUCCCAUCCUCCUCCUCCCAACCAUCCUCCUCCCUCCCAUCCUCCUCCCUCCCAUCCUCUACCUCCCAACAAUCCUCCUCCUCCUCCUUCUCCCAACAAUCCUCCACCUCCUCCUCCCAUUCCUCCUCCUCUUCCCAUUCCUCCUCCUCCUUCCCUUCCUCCCCUCUCCCAUCCUCCUCCUCCCAACCAUCCUCCUCCCUCCCAUCCUCCUCCCUCCCAUCCUCUACCUCCCAACAAUCCUCCUCCUCCUCCUUCUCCCAACAAUCCUCUUCCUCCUCCUUCUCCCAACAAUCCUCCACCUCCUCCUCCCCUUCCUCCUCCCUCCCAUCCUCCUCCUCCCAUUCCUCCUUCUCCUCUUCCCCUUCCUUGAUCUCCUCCUAUUCCCCUUCCUCUUCCUCCUCUUCCCCUUCCUCGAUCUCCUAUUCCCCUUCCUCGAUCUCCUAUUCCCCUUCCUCCUUCUCCACUUCCCCCUCCUUCACCACCUCUGAAUACACCACCUCUUCUCAUAUAUGGUCUUCCUCUAUGUUCCAUGCUUGA